Branchiostoma belcheri (Belcher's lancelet) is the source of this 857-nucleotide messenger RNA. RefSeq names its product calcyphosin-like protein. Bases 149 to 772 code for a protein of 207 amino acids. Gene Ontology annotation, molecular function: calcium ion binding. Lineage: Eukaryota; Metazoa; Chordata; Leptocardii; Amphioxiformes; Branchiostomatidae. The record is from RefSeq and is a predicted model, not a curated record. The transcript is spliced from 4 exons.
ACCGGUUUGGUAGGAUCGUUGGCUGGAUCUGAAGCGUGCCUGUGUACAGAUACUAACUGUACAGUACAGUGUCUUAAGCGUUACGGUCGGACAGACGCGUUUACUGUAUACUUCAUUCCGGAUCCGUGUCUGUCUCUCCCCAACCAACAUGGCCACCGCACGGCACAACUAUGAGCUGAAGAUCAAGGCCAAAAACCAGCUGGCGAAGACAGAAGACCCGAUAGAGAAGCUGAGACUACAGUGUCUGUCACGGGGGUCCAGUGGCAUCAAGGGACUGGGCAGGGUCUUCAAAAUCAUGGACGACGACGGAAACAGGAGCCUUGAUUUUAAGGAGUUCAGCAAAGGUCUUCGCGACUACGGACUGUUCGUGGAACCGAAAGAGACCAGAGAACUUUUCGAGAAAUUCGACACUGACGGGAGCGGGAGUAUCGACUUUGACGAGUUCCUGCUAGCUUUGAGGCCGCCGAUGAACAAGAGGCGGAAAGAGCUGAUCGCGCUGGCCUUCCGGAAACUGGACAAGACGGGAGACGGCGUGGUGACGGUGGAGGAUCUGAAGGGGGUUUACAACGCCAGCCAGCACCCCAAGUUCAGGAGCGGGGAGUGGACGGAGGAACGCGUCUUCCAGGAGUUCCUCAAGACAUUCGACGACCAGAACAAUCCAGACAACAAGAUUACACACGAGGAGUUUGUGAACUACUACGCAGGUGUCAGCGCUUCUGUCGACCAGGAUUCUUACUUCGACUUGAUGAUGAGAAACGCCUGGAAGAUUUGAGGGCCAAACUGAUACAGGCAUUUGUCUAUGCUGGUGGUGGUUAUCUUUGUAAAUACAUUUAGCUAAACUAGUACUGCCUUCCAAU